AGUAGUACCACGCUUGACCGGUAGAGGGCGAGCUGGACCCGGCGGCCGUGAUAAGUACGUCUUAAAACAGCCAGGAAGCAUCACAUGGGCCGUGUGAUGUUGAAACGGCGAGUGAAGAAAAGGAGGGUGGCUUUGUCAAGGGGAGGACCGUCCGGGCCUCGAGCCUUUUUCAGUUUCCCUCUUCUUCCAUUGAACACACAGAGUGACGACAGGGCCGAGUGGGCUGGUCCACACAGCACGCCUCUCUGACUCACUACCGGGCGCCUCACCUCCGCACUCCUCGUGUUUCACGCCGCGGCUCCGGGUUCAGAAGAGGGACAAAGGCGGCGGAGCGGCAUCGCAACACGGACGACUUUCUGCGCCUCCGUCCCCCCGCCGACAAGGAGAGGAGAGGAGCAGCGCCAAUGUCGAGUUUAAAGAAGAGAAACUCCAACUCGUCGGUGGACAGAGAGGAUGACAAGCAGGUCACGGAGAGGAUGCUCUCCCCGGGUGGCGGCGGCGGCACUGGAGAGAACGGGGACCCCAGCCGGGGCGGACAGCGGGGAAGCGGGGACAAGGCGCCGCCGAGGAACGACGGAGAGGGAGGCGGAGGAGGAGAGGACGGGAUAGUCCUGAAAAGGACUAUCACCCUGGUCAACGGCGUGGCCAUAAUCGUCGGCACCAUCAUCGGCUCGGGCAUCUUCGUGACCCCGACCGGCGUGGUGAAGGAGGCCGGCUCGGUGGGUCUGUCGCUGGUGGUGUGGACGGUGUGCGGCGUCUUCUCCACGGUCGGCGCACUCUGCUACGCCGAGCUGGGAACCACCAUCAGCAAGUCAGGUGGGGACUACGCGUACAUCCUGGAGGUCUACGGCUCGCUACCAGCCUUUCUGAAACUCUGGAUCGAACUGCUUAUCAUCCGACCCUCCUCGCAGUACAUCGUCGCCUACGUUUUCGCCACCUACCUCAUCAAGCCCAUAUUCCCCGACUGCCCGGUACCCGAGACCGGGGCCAAGCUGGUCGCCUGUAUGUGCAUCCUGCUGUUGACCUUUGUUAACUGCUACAGUGUGAAGGCAGCUACCAGGGUCCAGGACUUCUUCGCUGCAGCCAAACUGCUGGCGCUCGGACUCAUCAUCAUCAUCGGCUUCGUUGAGAUCGGCAGAGGUGAUACGGACAGACUGCUUCCGGAGAAUUCCUUCGAGGGAUCAAAGUAUGACUUUGGCAACAUCGGUCUGGCGCUCUACAGCGGCCUAUUUGCCUACGGUGGCUGGAAUUACCUGAACUUUGUUACAGAGGAGAUGAUCGAGCCUUUCAAGAACCUUCCACGAGCCAUCAUUAUUUCUCUGCCCAUAGUAACCAUAGUGUAUGUCUUGACCAACCUGGCAUAUUUCACCACUCUGAGCCCUGACGAGAUGCUCAAAUCAGAGGCUGUGGCUGUGGACUUUGGCAAUCACCACCUGGGUCCUAUGGCAUGGAUCAUCCCAGUGUUUGUAGGACUGUCCUGCUUCGGCUCAGUCAAUGGCUCUCUAUUUACGUCUUCCAGGUUGUUCUUUGUGGGCUCAAGAGAGGGUCAUCUGCCAAGUCUGCUGUCAAUGAUCCACCCCAACCUGAUGACACCGCUCCCCUCACUCAUAUUUACUUGUGCGAUGACGCUGCUCUAUGCCUUUUCAAAUGACAUCUUCUCUGUCAUCAACUUCUUCAGCUUCUUUAACUGGCUCUGCAUCGCCAUGGCAAUCAUUGGAAUGAUGUGGCUGCGUUAUAAGAAGCCUGAGCUGGAGCGACCAAUCAAGGUGAACAUCUUAUUGCCUGUGAGUUUUGUGCUGGCCUGCCUCUUCCUCAUUGUGGUGUCCAUCUGGAAGACUCCAAAAGAGUGUGCCAUUGGCUUCGGCAUCAUUGGUACAGGAAUUCCUGUUUAUUUCUUCGGUGUCUGGUGGCAGAAUAAGCCCAAGUGGCUGCUUCAGGCUAUCUUCUCAACCACGGCUUUGUGUCAGAAGCUGAUGGAGGUGGUGCCACAGGAAUCCUAAAGAAUCCAUGUUUUUUGUUGCAGCCAGUGGCCAAUCAAAUUGCACCACCAGUGACCUCUGACAUCAGAGUUCAUGCAACUAGACCUUUUAACCCCCUUCCCCAACCUUCAUUUUCAAAAGAGACACACACUCAUAUACACAAACAUGAACAGACACUCACGCACUGAGAGACCCAGAGCCAUCCUGUCUAUUAGGGUGUGGUUAAGGGUUGAUAAGGGCCGUUGAGAGAAAGGCGCUGAAACUACAAACGUCUUUCAAACAUUUGGUUCUUUGGGUUAUAUCCAACUUUUAGCUGUUUAUUUUAAGUGUUUGCUAGUUUUACUGUUCUUUACUUACCCAAACUUCCCUUUGACAAGGAUCAUGUGCUCAAUGAUUAUUUUUGUUUUUGACGUAGGAUUUCUGUGAAUCGUUUUUGUUUUUAUGAAGUUCUUCUUUUGUGUUUGUGUGUGUGUGUGUGUAUUUGUGUGAUUCAAGGUAUUGUGCUCCGUCAUCGUUGCUCUGUUGCAUCAUUUAGCAAGUUGUGCCUUAUUGGGCAAAUUAAAGUGUAAAUAACUCAGAUGAAUUCACUCCCAGCCAGGCAGCCUUGUAGGUGUUAAUUGUCUAAAGCUGGUAUUCUUGACCUUAAAGGUAUAUGGUCGUAUGCAAAUCAGUCUUUUAAAAAAUAGCAUAACUUGGAUUUUCUCUAUAAGCCUCAGAGGAUCUACGUUUAACUUUUUUUUAACCAAACGUUGUCAGAUACCACUGUUGAACAGAAUUCUGUUUAACGUAUAUAUUUUUUUUACAUGCAAGAGGAGCUUACUAAAUAUUAAGGAAGCCCUGCAUUUGAAAUGUCUGGCCCCUCUGAAAUUUGAAAUGGUUAACAUUUUUUAAGAUAGAGAAACUUGGUAACAUGUGUUUGUGCCCAGCAUUUCAAGAUUCCAAAUCAAGUUGGAGAUUCUUGGACCUAGCUGUAGCCUGAUAUUCAGCCGUGGGUUAUUUGAAUGGUUGGGUUAAUCGGGACAACUGGCUGAUUGUAGUAUCUGGGGACAAAGAUGUCCAUGCUACUGUCUCUUACCUUUCUGUUGUGGUAGGAUUAAAAGGCUUGUGUCCAUUAAGCAUUUUUUUCUGAGCGCCAGCGUCUUUUUUUCCCCCCAAUGAGGAAAGAGCAUAUGCGGCCGCCUAGAGGACAGCGCUGCACCCAUUGUCAUUUUUCAGAGUGCUCCGACUUUUUUGUGCAGCCACUCCAAGCGCUGCUAGUUGAAAAUCUCUGAAAUUUUCAGAAAGGUGCUGGUGUUGUCACUGUUGCGCCUUUUCAGGCAACCAAUCAUAUAUUAGAUGGGGCAGGACUCGUCACCCUAGUAAACAAGAAAAUGGAGGAGAAGCUUGCUCGGGCCAUGUCUGUCUAUUCUGCGCUUUAUGACAUGUCAAACAGAAACCACUGUAAAGACAGAAAAGCCCAUUUGUGGGAGCAGAUCAACCAGACACUGAAUGUUGCUGAUGAGUGUUAUGCUUUUAUUACCCUACGCGUUGUAAGUUUGUUGUUAGCUGUGUAGUCGACCCUCUGUUAACGUAACGUUCAAUUAGCUACCUAGCUAAUGUCAAUCUGCUUCUUUUUACGUUGUCAAUUAUGUGAUUAUAGGUGAACUUUGCUAAUCAAAAUGGAAAUACUUGAGGGAAAAGUAUAGAAAAGAGAGAAAGGCUGAGUGGGAGAAUGGGGCAGAAGGUGGCGCAAAAAAAGCGAUGGAAAUUAAUGAACAUCCUCACCCACAUCCUCCUUGCUCUACGGCUGACAGAUUGAGCAGUGACAUCACAUUAUAAGCUCAUCCGUACAAAGUAUGAGGGUAAGCAUCCUCCAGUUGGUGCUCAUGGUGAAAAAGUGUCGCGCAAAUAGUAAUAAUAACAGAUAAUAAAACACAAAGGGGCAAUGCUAGUCUAUCAUACAACGGCAGUUAGGAUGGUGACAUAUUGUCAUAGAAACAAAAUUCACGUGCAGCAGUUUUUUUCUCUCUCACCACACAAGCCAUGACAGCGCUUUUCUGCCAGAGAAAAACGCUAUGGACACACUCCUUUAGGGUUAUUUUUUUGGUUCUUUUUGGGUGGGGUUGUUUUGUUUUUGUUGACUGAGUGCAGUUCUUUUACUUUACUGUUGUGCUUUAGAGAGUAAUUGAGAUCUUGGUGUGUUGGCAAGUUUUUUUUUAAACUUUUUUGUCUCUAUUCCCAAGACGUAAUCAGACAGUCUGCAAAAUAUAUCAGCUUGCCAUUAGCCUUGUUGAGUCUUACCUCCCAAAACCAGUAUUCCUACAUAAAAAACAGCUGGAAGAAAGAUAAUCAUUCAUGUGUUAACAUAUGUAAUGGGGAUGGUGAUAUACGUACGUUAUGAACUGAAAAUGUUUUUCUUCUGAAGGUCCAACUCUCCAAGUAAAAAAAAAAAAAAAGGACACAUUCAGUAGUCUGAAUCAAAAAUGGGGCUGACAUUUUUCUUGAGCCCUCCCUUUGCAGUUAUGGUUUUGAUUUUUUUCUUUGUCAUCUCAUGUUGAGAAGUUAAGAACUCAAAUUGGUGAAAAGCCUUGCAGUGACAUUAUACUUAGUUGCUGCUGAAAUGUAAUUGGGCCGAUUUGUAGUCAAGAGGACAUUUUUGUUGGAAGAGGUUAUGCUGCAUUGGCUUGUGCCACCAGAGUCUGCAGAGACUCACUGGCUUUUGACUUCCUUUCACAACAUUUUCCUGCGUGCGGUUGUAUGCAGUUGUCAUAUCAUUAAAUAUGAUUGGACUCGGAUGCGGGAAGAAAUCAAUGCAACUUAGUUAUAUUAUUGGUUUCUCUUAAAUUAUACACCGAUCAGCCAAUACAUUAAAACCACUGACAGGAUGAUCGCGUUACAAUGGCAGCUGUCAAGGGAUGGGAUAUAUUAGGCAGCAAGUGAACAGUCAGUUACUGAAGUUGAUAUGUUGGAAGCAGGAAAAAUGGGAAAGCGUAAGGAUCUGAGCGACUCUUGACGAGGGCCAAAUUGUGAUGGCUUGACAACUGGGUCAGAGCAUCAACAAAACGGCAGGUCUUGUGGGGUGUUCCUGGUAUGCAGUGGUCAGUACCUACCAAAAGUGGUCCAAGGAAGGACAACUGGUGAACUGGUGACAGAGUCAUGGGCGCCCAAGGCUCCUUGAUGUGUGUGUGUGUGGGGGGGGGGGGGGCAAAGGCUAGCCUGUCUGGUCUGAUCCCACACAAAAGCUACUGUAGCCCAAGUUGCUGAAAAAGUUAAUGCUGGCUAUGAUAGACAGGUGUCAGAACACAGUGCAUCACAGCUUGCUGCGUAUGGGGCUGUGUAGCUGUAGACCAGUCAGAGUGCCCAUCAUGACCCCUGUCCACCGCUGAAAGUGCCUACAAUGGGCACGUGAGCAGCAGAACUUGACCAUGGACUAGUGGAAGAAAGUGGCCCAGUCUGAUGUUGUCUUUUACAUCAUGUGGACGGCUGGGUGUGUGUGCAUCCUUUACCUGGGAAAGAGGUUGCACCAAGAUACACUAUGGGAAGAAUGCAAGCUGGCAGAGGCAGUGUGAUCUGCUGAGCAGUAUUCUGCUGGGAAACCUUGGGUCCUGGCAUUCAUGUGGAUGUUACUUUGACACGUACCACCUACCUAAACAUUGUUUCAGACCAUGUAAACCCUUCAUAGCGAUGGUAUUCCCUGAUGGCAGUGGCCUCUUUUAGCAGGAUAAUGUGCCCUGCCACACUGCAAAAAUUCUUCAGAAAUGGUUUGAGGAACAUGACAGAGUUCAAGGUGUUGCCUUUGCCUCAAAAUUCCCCAGAUCUCAAUCCGAUCAAGCAUCUGUGGGAUGUGCCUGAAAAACAGGUCCAAUCCAUGGAGGCCUCACCUCACAACUUACAGGCCUUAAAGGAUCUGCUGCUAACGUCUUGGCGCCAGAUAUCAGAGGACACCUUCAGAGGUCUUGUGGAGUCCAUGCCUCAACGGGUCAAAGCUGCUUUGGCGGCACGAGGGGGACCGACACAAUAUUAGGCAGGUGGUUUCAAUGUUUUGGCUGAUCAGUGUAGCUCAGGGGCCAGAAAAAAGUUUAAAUGAGCCCAGCUCCAAUGCUGAGAUUGAACUUGUUAAACUAGACAACUGGGCUAAAUGCGUUUUUAAACAACCAAUGUUGUAGCGUACAUACUGUAGUAACGGUUAAGGAAGACUCGAGCCCAGAAUUCUGUGCUUUUGUCUGUUCUACGCAGAUAAGGGCGACAUUAUAGAUGUGCUAAGAGGAGUCUGACGUUUCUGUAGGUCAAAGUGAUUGUGUGUGUGACCAAUGAAUUGCAGUCACAGCUAUGUUAGGUGUCUUCUUUUUUGGUGCAGUGGAUACGUUCGGGUUCUCUGGGCUAGUAGUUAUUCCAAAUUAUCGCUAGUCCAUCUUUGGGUUGUCAUUGCUACUGAAUCAAUCAGCUUCUCUGGAUGACUUUUUGGAUUCUGUUAGUGUCCUAGACACAAAAAGGCAAAGCUUACAUCUCUAGUCCUGAACUCAGAGUCUCUGUCAAUCAACAGACAAUCAGGGCAACACCUGCUUUCUUUUUUCAUUCAGUCCUGUGUGACAUUUCAAUGUAGUUUCAAUGAUUUACAGGCCGUGGUGAUUGGGAACAGGCAGUCAGUUUGACUAACAGAGUGGUAGGCCUUAUCAUUUUUUGUUUUCAUUUUGUUUUCACAUUGUGAAUUUAAAACUGUGUAGUGUUACUGUAUUAUUAACGUUGACCCUCUUAGAAACAGACCAAAACUACAUGUUACCAUGACAUAUCAUAUGUUGUUUCCAUGGAGGUGUGAUGUGGUUUCCAUAGAGACAGUGUGAGCAGCCUGGAGGGGCUGUGUGGUUUCUGUGGAAACAUUGAUGAGGGGUGGUCAUGUAUGUUUUAGCAGUAGUACCGUUCUAACACUCCAGCCAUUGCUGAAGUCAGUGGGAAACUAAUCUGAAUAGAACUGUAGAGGUUUUAUUUAUUUAUUGUUAGGAAACUUCAAAGUUUACUAUCAGUCUCUAAUUUUUUACAGGGCAUUUUAUUAAAAGUGCUUUUCAAAUAAAUCUUCCAU
Molecule: messenger RNA, 7035 nt
Organism: Lampris incognitus (smalleye Pacific opah)
Lineage: Eukaryota; Metazoa; Chordata; Actinopteri; Lampriformes; Lampridae
Gene: slc7a5
Product: solute carrier family 7 member 5
Exons: 10
Coding region: 405-2000 (531 amino acids)
Biological process (GO): neutral amino acid transport; amino acid transmembrane transport
Cellular component (GO): membrane
Molecular function (GO): neutral L-amino acid transmembrane transporter activity; L-amino acid transmembrane transporter activity
Source: RefSeq, a predicted model, not a curated record